Ectocarpus siliculosus is the source of this 2586-nucleotide messenger RNA. NCBI's taxonomy places the organism in Eukaryota, Phaeophyceae, Ectocarpales, Ectocarpaceae. The record is from the annotation of a GenBank genome assembly.
AUGAAGACGUACUCCAGGCGCAACAGCAAACCUAUUGCCAGGAGCGCCCGGAGCGGCGUAGGCAACCAGGGUAGCAGCGGCGACACGAGCAGCAGCGGACUAACCCCAUCCACACCUUCGUCCACUCCAUCAGGAAAGCUGUGGGGUGCAGGGGACCCGCUCAGCGUCGGCCGCAAGAGAAGGAGACCGGGAACAGUCAAGAGUACGCCGACUGCUUCUUCGACCAAUAAGAAGCGGUCAAGCGGAGGGAGAGAAGGAGGCGUUUCGCUGGCAGGGAAAGGAAAAGAGCAGACUUUUCUCGACUUCGGACAGAGGAGCCUGGGAGAAAGGGCUUUGUGCCCUAGGUGCAACUUGCUGUACGUGCGCGGUUCGGCAGACGACGAAGAACGACAUGCCGCUCUUUGCGCCAAAGCAGCCAGGGGGAUCGACUUUGCCGGCUGGAAACAGGAGAGGGUGAAGGAGGCGUUUGCGGACGACGGGGGCAGGGUGGUGGAGGUGCGCGAGGGCGACCCGGCGCCGCACCUCGCCAAGCUGCGGGAGGUGGAGCGCCUGAUGGACGCGGACAUGGGCUUCGCGCCGGGGGCUCGGGAUGACGCCAUCUCCCUCGGCAGCGGUAUCGAUACCGCUCGCCGGGCGGUAGUGUUGCCGGAGCCGAGGCCAAAGAAGACCGAGCUGGCGGCUGCGGUGGGCUCCGGUUUCAAGCCCUCCGUUGUUGCUCCUCCUCCCCUCACCCGUCACUUUUCUCGCAUCGGCGAGGUUGCAUCUUCCACGGCCGCCGCCGCCGCGUCGACUGGGUUAGCCCAACGGCCGGCGAGAAGCUUUGUCGCCGGCAUCAUCUCCGGCGAGCACGACCCCCGACCGCGGCAAGAAGAAGAACAGCAAGCCCCGAGGUCCGCCGAGGGCGGCCGUUGUUGCGUUUCGUCAUCGAAGGAGGGGGGGGGGGGGUCUUCCCCCGCGAGGAGGCCCCCAGGGAUGAAGGCGGCACCACCGCAAGAGGACACUGGAAGCGGUGCUUCCGCCGGGCCCUGCCGACCGCCGUCUCCUCUCGAUGGUAGCAGCGGCAUCGGUGGCGGGGAAGCGGGCUUCGUUGCGGAGGAGGAGGCCGUGGUGACGGGGAACAAGAGAGGCAACAGCGAUGGCGGAGGCGGUGGGUCCACUGCCGUCGCCGCCACCGCUGGAUGCGCCGCUGCUGCAACUGCCGGGGUUUCGCCGUCGGCGGCAGCGGCGGCGGCGGCAGCGGCGGCGGCUCGAUCGUCGUUGAAACGCAAAAAGCUGCGGCGCGGCGAUACCGAAGGUGCACCAACGACAACCCUCGAAAGCUUUUGGCGCCCCAACGACUUCCAAGACCUGAGGGCGUGGACCGCCGGAAAAGCGGCGUCGGCGGAAGCGGCCGGGAGAGUAGGGCCGGUGGGGGACCGGGAGGCUCGCGCCUCUUGCACCUCAGAGGCGGAAGGUGCUAGCGAGGAGAAGACGAUGUUCCCCGCGGUGGUGGGGGGGAGGUAUAGUUGCGGCGGCGGCGGCGGUGAGGGGGUCCGAGUAGCGGGGGAUGGACCGGAGAGCGCAGCAGGAGGAGGGGAAGGAGGAGGGGAGGGAGGAGGACUACGCUUGCCGCCGCCGCCGCCGCCGCCGCCGCCUUCUGUCGCGGGUGCCCCCGCCGCUGCCGCGGGUGCCGCAGAGAUGAAGCAGGUUUUCGUCAGGAUCUCGCCGUGGUCGAGACCGCCGGUCGUGCGGGCGCCCGCGGCCGGGCCGGCACGGGGCGGCGGGGCGGGGCCGACGCCACUGGCAGCCGAGUCGACGACGACGGCGGGGACGGCGGUGCCGUCGCCACGACCGAAAAUAGAAGCGGCAGCAGGAGGCGACGGGUUGCUUGGCGACAGCAGCGGCGGUGGUGCUGCCGAAGGACGCGACGCCGGAGACCGGUGCCAUCCUUCCCCCCGCGGCGCCGCUACCGGCGGAGGCGGCGGCGACGGCCGCACACGGCACGAGGCCGACCGACACAGCGGUGAAGCCCGCCACCCCGCCCAUGUACCUCUCUCUCUCGGUGGCGCGGGAACCGGCGGAGCCGGGGGGCCCGCAGAAUACGGUAGAGGCUCUGAGAGUGAUCAUGGUACGACAGGUGAGGACAACGUAGAAGGUUUUUCCGCCUUAGGGAACGGUGCGGGCGGUGGACAGGAAGGGGAGUCAUCGCGACCGCCUUCGCCGCCAGAUCGGCGGCGGCGGCGACGGGGGCCGGGGUCGUCGCCCUCGUGGUCGGGGGGCUCCGUGGAUUCGGAGGUUUCGUCCCCCUCCCCCCCCCCCGAGGAGGAGGAGGAGGAGGAUGACGCGCUACCGUCGCCGCUGCCGACGACGGUGCUGACCUGCGAGGACAAGGAGACGAAGGCGGUGGUGGGGAUACUGCAGGUCUGGGUGCACGAGCGGAGCCGGCGGCAGGGGGUGGCAACCCGUCUCGUGGACACGGUUCGUGAGAAGAUGGUGUACGGCAUCUCCCUUCGGCGCGAAGAGGUCGCCUUCUCCCAGCCCACCCGGGAGGGUCAGGCCUUCGCCACACGCUACACCGGGGGCAAGGGCAGGCUCUUGGUCUACUGA